AGCGAGAACGUCGUCGCGUUAGCGUGAAUUAAUUAUUAAUUAACUAUAAAAAGUACAUAGUAUAUAUUUGCAAAAAUAUUAAAAUGCAAAUAACUGCGAGCGGAUACAGUUGUGUGCAGUUUUAUUUCGUUUCGUCCCAAAAUGUGUUGCGUGCACGCGCAAAUAUGUCGUGGUGAUGCCAGAGUCAGCUAAAAAAGGCGAUGUAUGAUUUUGCAAGACUUUGAAAAACAGAGAGAGAGAAUAACAAAGCCAAGUCAAGGUGAAAAUUAUACAAAAAAUUAAUGGAUGCGCGAUCCGAUAACAUAUGCAUAUCAAAUUAACGAAAUAUGCUCGUAUUUCGGAGCGAUCAAAACUGUGUGAAAAUAAUUUCAAGGUUUGCACCGCGAGCAAGCGAAUAGAAAGCAAAAGCCCUGGCAACUGAACCAAAAACUAAACAAAUAAACACCACACUAGCUGCAGCAAUUGUUAUAUAUUUAUUAUUAUACAAAUACUUCCAAGCGAUACACUGUUUAUUACGCGAUUGAGGAACCACAACUACAAUAACAACGAUAUGAAGUACACAACGGGAACAGACAACGCGCUGCCCACGAGCAGCAGCAGCAACAACAGCGAUCUACAAACAGCAGCAACUAUAACACAGCAGCAACAAUCCGCAACGACAACGACAAGUGCCGUCAAUAAUACAACGGCCGCCACUACAAAUCCCAAUACAAAUACCAAUCCAAAUCCCAAUCCGAAUCCCACUACCAGCAACAAUCAAACCGAUAGCAAUGCGAAUGGAGGAGAGGCGCAACAGUCGGCCACACAGACGACGGCGUCACCAAAUAAUGCCUUAUUCUGCGAACAGGUGACGACGGUGACGAAUCUGUUCGAGAAAUGGAACGAUUGUGAGCGGACCGUUGUGAUGUAUGCACUACUGAAGCGUCUACGGUAUCCGAGCCUCAAGUUUCUACAGUAUUCCAUAGACAAUAAUCUGACACAGAAUCUGGGCACAUGCCAAACGAAUCUGAGCAGCGUUGUCAUUGACAUCAAUGCCAACAAUCCGUCAUAUUUGCAAAACCUUUUGAGUGCAUACAAGACUUGUCAGCCGAGCAGCGAUUUGUGUGUGCUUGUGGAUGGCAUGUCGUCCUCUUCCUCCGACAAGGAUUCAAUGCCCUGUUAUGGCAGUGAUUUUCAAUUGACCAGCACAACAAGCCAGCAUCCACGCAAAGAGGAUUUAUUGCACGAGGUGCUCAAUAUGCUGCCAUUGCUCAAGCCGGGCAACGAGGAGGCCAAACUCAGUUAUAUGACGCUAAUACCGCUCGCUGUUAAGGACACGGUGCAGCAGCUGGUGCCCACUGAGCUGGUGCAACAGAUUUUCUCGUAUAUGUUCAUACAUCCCGCCAUUGGCAGCGACGAUCGACGCUCGCUGAAUGUGUGGCUGCGUCAUCUCGAAGAUUUCAUUCAGGCCAACAAGCGCAGCGGCAGCAGCAGCAACAGCAGCGGUGCCGGUGGCAGCUACUUUGUGCAGCCGGAGCAACUGCAAUUGCAUGCAAUUGUGGGUACGGGAACUGGCAAUGGCACCAUUUCAGACAGCUCAUCAUCGUCCUCCUCGUCGCUGGGUAAUUUGACGCGCAGCGUCGAUUGGCAAACGAUUGCACCGCCUAGCCGACACCACCAUGGCAAGCAGCUGCCCAGGCAGCCGGGCGAAUGGCGGGGCAGUGUGAGCGGAUCAUGUGGAUCGAUCAAUCCACUCUGUGAUAAUUUAAAUGGUAUUACACUGAACGAAUUAGCAUCUAGUCAGAAUAGCUUAGGCCUCUCCCUGGGCAGCAAUUCGUCGCUGGUCAACGGCGUCGUCGCUGGCGCUGCAGCCGGCUCAAUAUUGGGCAUCGGUGGCAAUGAUGAUCACGACACAUCGUUUAGCAAGAACGGCACCGAAAUCCUCGACUUUGAGCCCCCCCUCCAUGGCGAUGCGGAGACACCUAGCGGAAUUGCCAGCGGUAGCAGCCUGAGCCAACAACAGGCUUCUUCCUCGCAUGCCGCUCCCACGCAUGCCCCACCCAUUCUGCCACAGCUGUUGCAGCCGCCACCACCACCGCCACCGCCACAACUGCCGUAUGCUUCCAUACUGAUGGGCUAUGUGGGAGAUCAGUUUGGCGACGUGAAUCGCUGGAGCUUGGACAGCAAGAUUGCAGCGCUUAAGACGCGACGCUCCAAUAGCCUGACCACCCAAACGAUCUCCAGCAGCUGUUCGUCGAACUCAUCGAACUCGUCUGUGAUCACGGUGAACGACAAUUGCUCUAAUUCGACGGAGAAUUUGGCUCAGUUUGCCAACAAGCCGCGAAGUUUCUCGCUCUCCAUUGAACACCAUCGCAACAACAACAACAACAAUACGCUGGCGAACAGCACAUCGGACCCACGCUUGGAUGACUUUAAGCCCAGCUACAUUAAGUUCCAGACGCGCAAUGUGGGCAUGUCGGGAAUUGGGCUAUGGCUGAAAUCGUUACGUCUGCACAAGUACAUUGAGCUGUUCAAGAAUAUGACGUACGAGGAAAUGCUGCAGAUUAGCGAAGAGUUUCUGCAGAGCGUUGGCGUCACCAAAGGUGCCUCACACAAGUUGGCGCUGUGCAUUGAGAAGCUCAAGGAACGCUCCCACAUACUGGGUAAAGUGGAACAGGAGCUGCACACUGGCCAGAUGAAGAUUAGCACCGCCAUCGAAGAGCUCACAAACAUUGUGCUGACACCGAUGAAGCCCUUGGAGUCGCUAUCUGGUGAGGAGAACAUUGGAUUGCGUUUCCUCAAGGUUAUCGAUCUGGUGAGCAAUGCACUGCAACAGGAUCCGUACUGUGCCCAGGACGAGGAAACAUUGGGCGUCUUUAUGUGGAUACUGGACCGUUCCAUACACAACGAGGCAUUCGCCAAUCAUGCCAAUCAACUCAAGGAGCUCAAGUUCAAGUUGUCCAAGCUGAAGAUGUCCAUGGUGCCCAAGCUGCAUCAUGUGAAGACAACGGGCGGCGCAGCUGGCAACAUGAAUAAGCCCAGGUGGAACGGAAAGAGCCGCAAAUGUGAUCCGAAAAACGGUAGCAACGAUCGCAUCAAUCAUCGCAAAAACUCAAAUGAUAUGCUAAACUUUUCGCUCAGCUGCCUCCAGCAUCCAUUGCAGCAGCAUCAUCAGCAGCAACAACAGCAGCAGCCGCCGCCUCCGCAACAAUUUGACUACAGUGGUGGCUAUCAGACGCCAGUACAGUACAAGAGCUCCUCCUAUCCCAGCUUCAUUAGCAAUCCCCAACAGCAGCAACAACAACAGCAGCAGCAACAGCCGUUAAAGCAUCAUUCACAGCAUGCACAACAAAUGCAGCAAAUGUUGCAGCAGCAGCAACAGCAGCAGCAUGCACAGCACUUUCCAGCGCUGCCACAGCAGACGCCGCCGCCUCAUCAUCGACGCUCGCUGAACAAUCUUAUUGUGGUCGCUGGUGGGCCACAGCAGCCCCAACAGCUGAUCUUUAAGCCCGGCCAGGGUGUCCUAACCAACAGCACCAAUGACAACCUGCAGCAUCAACAGCAGCGCAAGCCUAGCCUGAAUGGACUCUCUGGUCUGGUCUCUGGAUCAUCAUCAUCCUCAUCGUCAUCAUCGAGUGGAGGGGAGCAGCAGCCAAAGAAGACGAUGGCCGCUGUUGUGAUGGUUAGUAAUUCAAAUCAAAAUGAAUCCGCUCAACAUCAACAACAACAGCAGCCGCAGCAGCAGCAGCCGCCUCCGCAAAUAUUAAUUAACAACAGCAACAACAAUAACAAUAAUAACAGCAGCAACAACAACAACAACAGCAACAUAUUGAACAACAAUUUGAUAAACCAUCAGCAGCUGCAAUUGUUGGCUGCUGCUGCUGCUGCCGCCGCUGCAAUGGGUAAUGGCGGCAACUGUUUGUGCCCUGGUGAUGGUGGUAGUGACAAUAUCGUCGCCUGUAGCAAUAGUAUUUGCCAGCAGCCUAACAACAACAAUAAUAAUAAUAAUAAUAACAAUAACAACACAAACAACAACAACAAUAUGGAUCAGUGCUUGUCUCAGCCGCAGCUGAUCAAUCUGAGCAUGUCCACGCUUAAGGAUAGCUUCAAUAUGCCGCCGCAUGAUUACAAAAUGAAUGACUUUAAGAGCUUGGAGCAGCUGGAGACGCUCUGCCGUCAAAUGACUGAGCAGGCAAUGAACUAGAAACUGUUGGCCAUUCUAUUCUAUUCUUUAGAUUUUAUUUUGAAAUUCUUCAAUGUUUCAUUGUUGUUUUGUACGCUUGAUUUGUGUAUGCGAGUGCGCUUGUACGUUUGUAUCGAACCUAGAAAAUAUGAAUGGUGUUUUUUUGUAAUCGUUUUUAGUUAUGUAAGAAACCAAAAAAAAAAGUUAGUUAAAUGUUAAGUUUAUUAUCUCUGUGCGUGCGUGCGUGUCUAUAUGUGUGUGUGUGUGUUAAAUGACGCGUCUGCUGGGCAAUCUUGGAGCUGCUGCUACCACACUCCAUACUGCAACGGCUGGCCGUUCAAAACUGGCAGGGCCUAGCUGAAAAUUCCUCCUCCAAAAUAAGAAAUGAAAAAGCAACUAGGCGCAGCUAGGGCGCAGCUCCAAAGGGUUGGCCCAGAGGCGGCGCUUUUGCUGCCAAUGUUUAUUAAUGUUUAAGUUGAUAAAUUUGUCAAAACGUAGUUCCAACUAAUAAUCACAAAACUCCAUGCAGCAAAUGAUUGCAACAAAACAAAAAUAAAAACCAAGACAACAACAAACUAAAAGUAGCAACCAAAACCAACAAACAACAAUUUUCUCUCUGUAGGAAAAUUUGGCCAAAUUUGAUCAACAUUUUACGCUAUUCUGACGCAUGACGCUGGCCUCCCUCUUAAAAACAAAACAAAAAGAAAAAACAGACGUCGACGACGAAAUAUGCAAUUUGCAUACAAUACAUACAUAAAUAAAAAUAUGUAUAUGUUAAUGAAUUAUAUUAUGAACUCUGCAUCGUGACCAUGAGACUGACUAAGAUUACUAUAUUCGCAACUAUAAGAACUAGAGAAGCUGGAAUAAACUAAAACAAAAACAAAAACAUGUUUGAAGAAGCACACACGAUACACGACGACGACGACACGAAAUGCGAAUCAAAAAAACGUUGCUUGCUGAAAGUCACAUAAUGAACUAUGUUUAUACACAUAUAUAUAUAUAUCUAUAU
This is a messenger RNA of Drosophila grimshawi, 5171 nucleotides long. RefSeq names its product protein Smaug (gene smg). The record is from RefSeq and is a predicted model, not a curated record. Gene Ontology annotation, molecular function: mRNA binding; protein binding; translation repressor activity. Gene Ontology annotation, cellular component: P-body. The coding region runs from base 551 to 4183 and encodes 1210 amino acids. Gene Ontology annotation, biological process: negative regulation of translation; nuclear-transcribed mRNA poly(A) tail shortening; regulation of DNA-templated transcription. The transcript is spliced from 4 exons. Lineage: Eukaryota; Metazoa; Arthropoda; Insecta; Diptera; Drosophilidae.